Glossina fuscipes is the source of this 2056-nucleotide messenger RNA. It is a transcript of the gene Stip1, whose product is annotated as stress-induced-phosphoprotein 1. Gene Ontology annotation, molecular function: Hsp90 protein binding. The transcript has 4 exons. NCBI's taxonomy places the organism in Eukaryota, Metazoa, Arthropoda, Insecta, Diptera, Glossinidae. The coding region runs from base 154 to 1629 and encodes 491 amino acids. The record is from RefSeq and is a predicted model, not a curated record.
AUUUCUAGAAAAAAUUAGAAUCCAAUCAUGUUUUAUGAUAUAUUCGCAUUGACGCAAAAGAGUUUGUAGUGGAAAAGAAGGAGUAUAAAAAUUGAAUUGAGAUUUAUUGAAAACGUGCUGACUAACUGGCAAAAUAUCAAAUCAUUAUAAAAAAUGGAAAGGGUAAAUGAACUUAAAGAAAAAGGAAAUCAGGCCUUAAAUGCUGAAAAGUAUGAGGAAGCUAUAGAAGCGUAUACGGAAGCCAUUCUAUUAGAUGAUAAGAAUCACGUUUUAUUCAGUAACCGUUCAGCUGCUUACGCGAAGGCCGGCAAAUUUUCCGAAGCAUUAGAAGAUGCAGAGAAGACAAUUGCUCUCAAUCCCACAUGGGCAAAAGGUUAUUCACGCAAAGGUGCUGCUGCCGCUGGCUUACACGAUUAUAGAAAAGCCUUUGAAGCUUACAAUGAAGGUCUUAAGUGUGAUCCAAAAAACGCAAUUUUACUGCAGGGGCGUCAAGAAAUUACUAAUACUGUUUUACAGUUUAUGCAACAGCAGGGUGGACCGAUGCCUAUGGACAUAGAUCCGCCACGUUCGCAACGUUUUGCAAGCUCUUCUGCUCCAAAACCCCAAGAAAAAAAGGCACCCAAGCCGGCCGAGCCCAACCUCAAUGAAAUGUCGGAGGAAGAGCGUCAAAAAUAUUUGGCUAAAAAAGAAAAAGAAGCUGGUAAUGCAGCUUACAAAAAGAAGGAUUUCGAUAACGCUCUCGGUCAUUAUACUAAAGCCAUGGAAUAUGAUCCUACAGACAUAACGUUCUACAAUAACAUUGCGGCAGUUUACUUUGAACGUAAGCAAUACGAUGAAUGUAUUAAAAUGUGUGAAAAAGGUAUCGAGAUUGGUCGAGAAAACCGAGCUGAUUUCAAAUUGAUUGGUAAAGCUUUUGCUCGUAUUGGCAAUUGUUAUCGUAAAAUGGAAGAUUAUCAACAGGCAAAAGUAUACUAUGAGAAAGCUAUGUCAGAGCAUCGUACCCCGGAGGUAAAAACGUCACUGAGCGAGGUCGAAUCGAAAAUUAAAGAAUUGGAAAGGAAAGCUUAUAUAGAUCCAGUUAAAGCAGAAGAAGAGAAAGAAAGAGGCAACGAUUUGUUCAAAAAGGGUGAUUACAGUACUGCCAUUAAACAUUACAGUGAAGCAAUUAAACGUAACCCUGAUGAUCCGAAGCUUUACAGUAACCGAGCGGCCUGUUACACGAAGUUGGCUGCAUUCGAUUUGGGCUUAAAAGACUGCGAAAUGUGCAUAAAUUUAGAUGAUAAAUUUAUUAAGGGUUACAUACGCAAGGGAAAAAUACUGCAAGGCAUGCAAAAAACUUCUCAGGCAAUGACAGCUUAUCAAAAAGCGUUGGAAUUGGAUCCCAGCAAUGCUGAGGCUUUAGAAGGCUACCGCCAGUGCUCCCUAAAUUUCCACCGUAAUCCUCAGGAGGUAUUAAAGAACGCUAUGAAUGAUCCUGAGGUACAGCAAAUACUUAAGGAUCCUGCUAUGCGCUUAAUUUUGGAACAAAUGCAAAACGAUCCAAAUGCUGUAAAAGAGCACUUACAAAAUCCAGCUAUCGCUAAUAAAAUAAUGAAACUUAUGGAAUCCGGCAUCAUACAAAUCCAUUAAAAAAAAUUUUUCAUUGCCUUUACUAUUUACCUCCACUAAACAGUUCCAUUGGAGAAUGCGCUUUUUAUUUAAAGCCGGCUUUGUUCGGGUAUUUGGGUUGCGGAUUAAUAAACUCAACUGCUAAAUGUUUUCAAUGCUAAUUAAUUUUGCAAAAAGAUUAAUAUUUGUAAACUGAACUUUCUAUUGGCUAAAAUUUUCUUAAGUAAUAUUGUUUUAUAACACCUGCAAAAAAUUGAACUAGGGGCACUUUCCAUCUUUUUAAAAAGCAGUUGUAUAAGUUUUUAUUAAAUAUUUUUGUAAUAUAAGUCACGCAAAUUUUUUUAAAAGCCUUCGAAACAAAUAUCUACACAAUAAAGGUAGCAAAUAACACAUUUGUACACUGAUAUGCAGGAUAUUGAAUAAAUAAAAUUUGAAAAUUGGAAAAAGA